AAUAUUCAAACAAAGUUAAACUAAUUUGCCAUUUCAAUGCUGUGCGCAAUUCAAUGAAUUGACAGGUUGCAACGGCUGCUGAGUAACUAUGCCAAGCCAAAUGACAUCAAUAUAUCCAAGGCGAAUUGGUCAGCGGGGUGGAUCCGCACAGCUUUGGAGACCCAUUUUCGACCAUAUUUGAGAGCUCGAAUUCAAAUGCGCGCCAUUUUGGCAAAGCUUUAGCAAGUUGGCAGGCCAAACUUGCGCGUGCCUACUUUAAAUUGAUGCAGGAUGCUCAACCCUAAUAUCCACUAGGAUCCAGCAGCCUGUCACUUUGUGCGCCGUUGCUGUGCCAGUUGAGAAAUACAAUCGAAUGUGCGUGCAUUGCGAGCGGAACAAUAGAGCUUAAAUGAGAUGAAAUUAUUGUAGUGAAAAUUUGUGUAAUUAAGAUAAGAGCAAAGUUAAUCACAAAUUAAUGGGAUGAGCGUCCUGAGCGCAAUUGCAGCGUAACUAAGGCCGAAGGACAUUGCAACGACGACGACGUCAACGAGGAUGUUGCUAUAUGUACAUAGCAACAACAACAACAACAUCGCAACUAUUGCGUUUACAUUCCACAGCAACAGCAUCCUUGAAAGCGUAGUUGCCAGAAUCCGUAAUACCUUUGCGGCUGUUUACGCUUACCGUUCCAGCAACUGAUGAUGCACAGCGUGACGAUGAUGGUGACGCUGAUGAUGCAGUUACCAAUGCAGCUGUUCUGUUAUAAAUAACACAAGGACAUGGAUGGGCGCAACGAACGCGAACGCAACGAGGACAAAGGCACAGGCAACAGCAACGGCAUGUGUGACAAAAAUAAAUGCAGCUACUAUGUGCAACAACAUUCGCGAGUGUUACUAAAAUUAGAAUACUCAUAGCUCAUAUUUUUGUGUGUCCGUGUCCGUGUCUGUGUGCGUGUGUGUGUGUGUGAGUGUGUUAGUGUCUUAUAUGUGUCUGUGUUAUAUCAGAGUUAAUGCAAUUGCACUCUCGCGUGAAUGAACAAGUGACAAUUAAGUGAAUUUCUCAGAUAAUUGUCCUGUGCGCCAAAAAGUAGGCAACAAAACUAACAACUGAGCGACAGAGACUACAACGACGACGCACACACACACAAGACUUUGAUUAGCGCGCGUGUGUGUGUGUGUCACAGUGGGAGAGAGUAGGGGGGAGUGCAAGUGAAUGUUGCAAGUGGCCAAGGUGCUCUAGGUGUCGAGCUACGAGUGUGUGUGUGUAAGUUACUGUGCUUAACCUGAUUUUCGAAAGUUUGUCCUUUCCACGGCAAAGGCGAGACACGCACAACCAAACGACAAAACACACACACAUAUGGAAGACGGCAGCCGAAUUCGUCACAACAGCAAUAAACCGUACAACCGCAAGAGGAGACGCCGCCAGCAGCAGCAGCAGCAGCAGUCUGGAGACAGACAGUCUUAUUUAGUGAACGGAAUGCAUGUUUCUAGCCAAUAACCUCGCCUAAAUGAAGCAUGAAGAAACAAAAUGUGCGCACGAUAUCCCUGAUCGUGUGUACAUUUACAUAUUUACUGGUGGGUGCCGCCGUCUUUGAUGCCCUCGAAUCGGAGACGGAGAAGCGACGCUGGGAGGCCUUGCAAGGUGUCGAGGAUAGGAUAAUACGCAAAUAUAAUAUAUCACAAGAGGAUUUCAAAGUCAUGGAGACGGUGGUCCUCAAAUCGGAGCCGCACAAGGCCGGCCAACAAUGGAAGUUCACUGGUGCAUUUUAUUAUGCAACAACAGUGCUAACUACAAUUGGUUAUGGACACUCAACGCCAACGACCCGUGGAGGAAAGCUGUUUACAAUGUGCUAUGCAAUUGUUGGAAUACCCUUGGGUCUCGUCAUGUUUCAGAGCAUCGGAGAAAGAGUGAAUAGACUGAGCAGUUAUAUUAUCAAAGCGGUGCGAACAUCGCUGCGCUGCAAACGAACCAUUGCCUCGGAGGUGGAUUUGAUAUGCGUUGUGACGACGCUCAGUUCACUGACGAUUGCGGGUGGUGCUGCGGCUUUUUCAAAAUUUGAGGGCUGGAGCUACUUCGAUUCAGUAUAUUACUGUUUUAUUACUUUAACCACAAUAGGCUUUGGCGAUAUGGUCGCAUUACAAAAGGACAAUGCGCUAAAUCGAAAACCCGAAUAUGUUAUGUUUGCACUGAUAUUUAUACUAUUCGGACUGGCAAUUGUUGCCGCCUCACUGAACUUGUUAGUACUAAGGUUUGUUACAAUGAAUACCGAGGAUGAGAGACGCGACGAGGCCCAAGCCAUGCAGUUUAUGACCAAGUCCAGUUUAUGGACCAAUGAGGCACUACAAGUGGCUGUCAAACUGGAGGGCGAUGUGAUAACAUCCAAUGGUUCCAUCAUGAGUGGCUACGAAGGACAGGACGGACAAUCCUUCGACGACACGAACACAUCAAGUUUCUCAUGCCGUUGUAUUUGUCUGAAAGGAAACCGGCACAAAAAACAUAACAACGCGACGAGUGACAACGUUGCAGAACACCAAUACAAGAUGCGCCGUUCGCCAACGCAUAUACGUCACCUGCUGCCGGAGGUGGUGCCCAUGCAGGAUUUAAACUAUGAUACGCAGAGCAUGCACACCCUGGGCGCCCUCAAUGGCAGUGGCAUCAUUAGCGGUAGUCACAUGGGCGUAGGAAUGGGCCUCGAUGUUGUCGAUGAUACGGAGAAUCGGUCGCCAAUGCAGCGGCCACAGAAAUUGCUCAAGCGCAAUGUAUCACUUUUAUCGUUUCGUAUUUAGGAGCUAAUAAGGUUGGAGCAGCAGGAGCAGCAGUAGCAGGAACAACGAAUGCGACCACACCCACUCAUGGUAGUAGACGCCCCUUGACCUGCCCUCCACAAAAACGACUUAAAAAUUAAAGUGAUAAUCUGUCUCUGAUACAUACAUAGUACAUACUUAAACCUAAUGGAAUUUGAAACUGAAUGGUAGUGAAUAAUUAAUUGGAUUGAAAUGUGCAAUUCAUGUGCGUUCGCGAAAUAAUAUUUAUGUGCAUUUACAAUGUAAAUUAGUGCAUAAAUAGAUACACAAAUCUAUAUAUACAUAUAUGGAUAUAUUUAUAAUAUGUAGUAAGCAUUCUAGAGAUAAUAUCUAACUACCUAUGUAUGUAUAUCUAUAAUACUGGACUAGGGCACUACAAAAAUUGAUCUACACCACUGCCAUUCCCGAGAGCUAGAAACAUGUCAUAAGAGAGACUUUCUGUUUCUCUUACUUUAUCCCUAACUUUCUCUCUCUCUCUCCCACUCUCGAUUUUUAUUAACAACCACUGAGAUUUAUCAGUAUCGAAAGUAUAGCGAGAUACACCAAACUAGGACUACAGACUACUUCCAGACAGCACUUUACAGCCAUAUAUAUACAUACAUAGUACAUGCUCCACUAAACAGAAGAAGAAAAAUAGAUUAAGCAUUACAGAUUCCAGAUUAGCAAGGCAGCCAUUUCAAAAUCAAUUAUGUAAAUAUUUAAUAUAUCUUAGUAUUUUGAUUGAAACAUAGCCCAUUUUAUUCAUAUUAUUCUUAUGAUUAUGCAUUACGACGUAUGAAAUUGCAAGCGGGGAUAUUAGUUUUAUAAUAUUAUACUUAAUACUAAAACGUCAGAAAUAUAUUUAGAGCCAAAUACUUGUCUUACCAAGUGCUCAAUUGUCUCCAAAGAGUGCCAAAUAUAUUAAUAUAACAAUACAAGGCAGUGAGCAUUACUAUGCCCACAUACAUAUACACAUUCAUACACAAAUACACGUACAUACAUACAUACAUAUAGCCCGCCACUUGCAGUCCUAAAUAUUAGUCACUGACCCCAAACCCUUAAUCGCAUUUAGGCGAAUCAGCGCAAACGAUUGCAUUUGGUUUUAAUUUAGUACUAGAUAAUUCCACAACAAAUUACGGAACUUUUGUGAGAACGAGAUUCUUCCAUUUUAUAAAUACUAAUUUCUAUGUAUUACAAUAUUAAGAAUCGCCAUUGCUCACUAGAGAUUAGAUAACGCUUUCAAAUGCCCGAAGAAUUCCCAUGUGCUUUGUAAAUAUUUUAGUAAAUAAUCGUAAUAAUUGCAAAUAUACUUUCGUAAAUAUUGUUAAAAGGCAGAGGCAUAGUUAUGUACAUUUAAUUCUGUAUUAUCAACAAAAAAAAAAAACAAAAGAACAACAAAAACAAAAUAUAUUUAACGUACGACUUUUUAAUAUGCAAUUUAUUUCAAAUUUUUUAGUAGUUAUUGUAUGUGUUGAAGCAAUUUCAC
Drosophila grimshawi is the source of this 4245-nucleotide messenger RNA. It is a transcript of the gene Task6, whose product is annotated as two pore potassium channel protein sup-9. Gene Ontology annotation, cellular component: membrane. NCBI's taxonomy places the organism in Eukaryota, Metazoa, Arthropoda, Insecta, Diptera, Drosophilidae. The transcript is spliced from 10 exons. The coding region runs from base 1491 to 2762 and encodes 423 amino acids. The record is from RefSeq and is a predicted model, not a curated record. Gene Ontology annotation, biological process: potassium ion transmembrane transport; stabilization of membrane potential. Gene Ontology annotation, molecular function: potassium ion leak channel activity.